AUGCGAUGGCCUCCAUGGAGUUUCAAGUCAAGCAACGAUGACCCACAAAACACCGCUUCCGAAAGCCCAUCCUCCCAUCCUACGCCCACACCACGAUCACCCAGCUCUUUUCUCGAUUGGACAGACUUCUUAGAACCCAGAACCAUCAUUCCUACCAUCCUCCUCACAAGCGGUAUCCUAUUCAGCGUUCGCCUGCACCGCAGCUACCUCCGCCGCGUCCCUGACGCACCUAGCAUCUCGCCAGGUUGGCUGCGUCGCCGCACGCUAUUCGGGAAGGUAACCAGCGUUGGCGAUGGAGAUAAUUUCAGGAUUUAUCACACCCCUGGUGGUCGCCUAGCUGGCUGGGGCUGGCUACCGUGGAAGAGGGUACCUACUACUAAAAAGGAGCUGAAGGAUAAAACGAUCCACAUUCGUCUAGCUGGUAUAGACGCCCCCGAACUCGCCCACUUUGGUCGUCCUGAACAACCCUUUGCACGCGAUGCCCACGCCUGGCUUACCUCGUACCUACUUGGCCGCCGCAUACGCGCAUCUAUCUACCGACAGGAUCAAUACAAUCGUGUUGUUGGAAGUGUCUCUGUGCGACGCGCAUUUGAUUUCCCGCCUUUUCGACGCCGGGAUGUCUCUUAUGAGAUGCUGAAACAUGGACUCGCGACUGUUUAUGAGGCAAAAGUUGGGGCCGAAUUUGGAGGUCCGGCGAAUGAGAAGAAGUACCGCAGGGCUGAAUGGUGGGCAAAGAAGAGAUCUAAGGGCCUCUGGAAGGAUUACAAACGAAUUGGGUCUGACUGGGAGAGUCCAAGAGCAUAUAAGACUCGCAUGGGGAUGGGAGAUGUGGAUAACGCAGGUAAAUUGAAGUGA
Messenger RNA from Penicillium pulvis, 855 nucleotides. Its product is annotated as thermonuclease family protein. Lineage: Eukaryota; Fungi; Ascomycota; Eurotiomycetes; Eurotiales; Aspergillaceae. The record is from RefSeq and is a predicted model, not a curated record. The transcript is spliced from 2 exons. Bases 1 to 855 code for a protein of 284 amino acids. Gene Ontology annotation, cellular component: cytoplasm; mitochondrion.